ACCACAUCUUUCUCCCAUAAUGAUUCCUCGCCUUCUUCACCUCGUUGCUGGCCUCGGCUCCUUCAUUGUCGCAGCGCCAGCAAUCCUGGCCUUGCCCACAGGGCAUAAUACCCCAGACUCCUCUUCAGACGACUGGAUUCUCAGCACUACCACCAUCAAUACCACAGCAUUCCAGAAUGAGCCCUAUGUGGCCAAUGGAUACAUUGGAGCUCGUCUUCCAGUCGAGGGCUUUGGCCUGAGGGUGCAUCAACCGAUCGACUACGAGACCAUGAAUGGGACCCAAGGAUGGCCAUUAUUUUCACUGAGGCAGACAUCCUCGAUCGUAGCUGGGUUCUAUGACCAACAAGGCGACACCAGAGGCACCAAUUUCGAUCAAACCGGCGGUCAGCAAGUCAUGUCUCUCCUUCCGACCUGGACUCCCUUGUAUUUGACGGUAUCUUCUUCCAACGGCUCCUUUGCAAGCAAGUCAGCGACAUAUCGUGUUGGCAUCGAUCUCAAUCAGAUCACGUCGUACUCCCAGUCCCUCUCAUUGCGUGACGGUGUCGUUCAAACAGCCAUCACUUGGUCCCCCUUUAACUCAUCGAGCGAUAUCCAUCUCACCUACACUGUCAUUGCCCAUCGAUCGCGACCCAGCCUUGGUUUAGUGCGCCUCGAUAUUUCUGGACUGUCGGCUGAUCAGCAGGUCAUCAUCACUGAUGCGCUCGAUGGUGCUGGGGCACAACGCGUCCAAGACGAGCAAGCCGGCAAGCUGAACGACACCGAACUUCCUAAUGCCAUCUACUCCGCAGUUAAGCCUGUGGGUAUCAACAACGUCACUGCGUGGGAGAUUUCCACGUUAUCGAUCGCUGGCGACAGCGAUAAAUAUAAGGCUGUAGAUGUUCCCGAGAGCGUGGGCCUGGGUACCAAUCAAUCGACCGUGGCUCAGUCGUAUUCGGUUACAGUCCCUUCUGACGGCAAGUUGACUGUAUUCAAGGCCAUUGGUAUCGCGUCUUCCGACGCCUUCAGAGAUAUCGAGAGAGAGACUGCUCUAUCGACCGCCAAGGAGGCGCGUUCUGAUGGCUGGGAUCAACUUGUGUCGGAGCAUAGAAGUGCUUGGGAAGACUUGUGGUCGGAGGGCGGCGAUAUUGUAAUCCUUGGUGCUGGCAAAUCCAGGGGCAGCAAGAGUAUGCUCGAUGAGCUGCAAACGACCUCUCGAUCAAGUCUGUAUCACCUCCUGGCCAAUGUCCGUAACGGCAACGAGGGGGAAGGAUUGGGCGACAACAGCAUAGCCCCCGCCGGUCUCACAUCGGACUCGUACGCUGCUGGAAUCUUUUGGGACGCCGACACCUGGAUGUAUCCCAGUCUUUUGUCACUCUUCCCGGACUAUGCGAUGAGCAUCAAUAAUUACAGGAGCAAGAACUUGGGUGUGGCCAUUGAGAACGUAAAGAAGUUCAAUAGAUCAGGGCUACUCUAUCCUUGGGUGUCUUUUCGAUUUGGCAACUGUACAGGAAUUGGGCCUUGCUACGACUACGAGUAUCAUUUGAACAACGACAUUGCGCUCGCCCAAUGGCAGUAUUUCAUUACAACUAAGAACGAGACCUGGCUGGCUGAUAAGGGUUAUCCAAUUAUGAAGGGGGUUUCUGAGUUUUGGGCCAGCCAAGUGAUCCAUGACCCCAGUACUGGCCGUUAUAUUACUAAGAACAUGACGGACCCAGAUGAAUAUGCCAACCAUGUGGACAAUGCUGCUUUCACGAAUGCUGGUGCAGCGGUGACGUUACGCAACAGUAUCCACGCAGCAUCUAUCCUCGGUCGAACGCAGGAAGUUCCAGGCAACUGGAGUAUCAUCGCUGAGAACAUCACUAUCCUGUAUGAGUCAACGAGCGAAGUCGUGUUGGAAUACGAGGGUUUCAACGCGUCAACACCGGUCAAGCAAGCGGAUGUAAUCCUGAUGAUCUACCCCCUCGAAUAUGCAAUUCGGGACCCUCAUGAGGAUAUGUCGUUCUACGCUGGAGCAAACAGCCCUAACGGACCAGGAAUGACCUACUCGAUCUUCAGCAUUAACUCGGCACAACUGUCUUGGCAAGGCUGCGAAACUUAUACGUACCUCCUUCAAAGCAGUGAGCCAUAUGUUCGAGGGCCAUUUGCUCAAUUUUCAGAGCAGACUGUAGACGUGUACGCGGAGAAUGGCGGCACCAACCCCGCAUACACCUUUUUGACUGGACAUGGUGGUUACCUGCAAGCCUGGACGCAUGGUUUUACGGGCUACAGACCUCGUCUCGACUGCUUUUACCUAGACCCUUCGCUACCUCCUCAGCUGGCCCCUGAGGGCUACACCGUCAAGGGUAUGAAGUGGCAGGGUAGCGUGUUCGAUGUCACUGUCGCAGGCAAGGAGACAACGAUUCGUCGUCGCUCGGGUGGUUCUUCAAAGGCUUGCGUCCAUAUUGGAGACCGAAACAAGAAGAGUGGAAAAUACCGCCUGUCUGUCGGAAGCAAGUUGACUGUGCCCACGUACCGUAGCGACCUCAAUGGAACCCUAGUUGCUGGCAACAUGGCGCAGUGCGUCCCUUCUGUCACGUCUACAGCCCCGAUUUUGCCUGGUCAAUACGCGCUUGCGGCGGUCGAUGGGUCGAACGCGACAUACUGGCGUCCGAAGACCAAAGCGCCUGCGUCGCUGUACAUCGAUCUCGGCAAGACUCAGACGAUCCGGUCCUUCCAUUUGAACUUCAAUAACAACCCACCAAAGUCGUAUAAGGUGUAUGCAGGUUUGACCAACAGUACGGAGGGCUUGAAGCAGGUGGCCAAGGUCGAUGAAGUGAACAUCACUGCGCCAUACGAUCCCAGCCAUGUGGAGAAGGUGAUGGUGAGAUUGGCCAACACAAGCGAUGUGACGUUGGUCCAGUCGAUCGAGGCUCGGUUUGUGCAGCUGGUCGUGGAGGGAGCGCAGACGGACGACAACACCGAGGCUGGAGCCACUGUCGCGGAGAUUGCUGUGCUAUAGAGAGAUCGAGGGUGAUUCAUUUACGUAGAUUGUAGAUUGUGUUUAUACAUCAAAAUAGUAAUGUAAAUCUGUGGG
Gamsiella multidivaricata is the source of this 3052-nucleotide messenger RNA. RefSeq names its product Six-hairpin glycosidase-like protein. Gene Ontology annotation, cellular component: fungal-type cell wall. Gene Ontology annotation, biological process: trehalose catabolic process. Bases 20 to 2977 code for a protein of 985 amino acids. Gene Ontology annotation, molecular function: alpha,alpha-trehalase activity; carbohydrate binding. The record is from RefSeq and is a predicted model, not a curated record. Lineage: Eukaryota; Fungi; Mortierellomycota; Mortierellomycetes; Mortierellales; Mortierellaceae. The transcript is spliced from 6 exons.